Messenger RNA from Ilyonectria robusta, 2168 nucleotides. RefSeq names its product monooxygenase. The coding region runs from base 60 to 2024 and encodes 654 amino acids. Gene Ontology annotation, molecular function: monooxygenase activity; flavin adenine dinucleotide binding. The transcript has 6 exons. The record is from RefSeq and is a predicted model, not a curated record. NCBI's taxonomy places the organism in Eukaryota, Fungi, Ascomycota, Sordariomycetes, Hypocreales, Nectriaceae.
UCUCACGUCGCUACAGCGUAGUCCCCACUCACUCACUUUGCAUCAUCGACACCUGAAGAAUGACUGCCAGCGCCAACACGCGCUCGUCGCAGGAUGAGUAUCCUCCGCGGGCUAACCUACGAAAGAUGCUGGACCAGCAGCCCCUGCCAGUAAUUACCCCGGGAACAGUAGAUGUUGAUGCUAUGGUCGGUGAUGAGCCGACCAAGCAGGCAACCGCUGUGUUGAGCGCAUUCAACGCCGCUCUGGCCGCCAACAAUGCUGCCGCGUUAGAGGAUUGUUUCCUUGCGAGCCAAGCGUACUGGAAAGAUCAGCUGGCACUGACCUACCACAUGCGUACCUUUUACACACCUAGUGUCAUCGCUGCUAGCUUCUUGGAGACCAAGUCACUUCGAGGCAUCUCUGGAGAGCUUAAGCUGCAGGGCCCGGUCGGGUUCCUCCCGGCUACUCCGACUCUCCAAUUUAUUGACUUUGGCUUUGUGUUCACGACUACUUCUCCCGCUGCCUCUUGCAGCGGGAGGAUGUUGCUCCUGCCCACCAAGACUACCGAAAACGGCAAUGAGCUUCUGCAGUGGAAAAUCUGGAUCUUGAGCACCAAGCUCGACAACCUGGACCUCCACGCAGAGGAUGAGGGCUUGCUCAAGUCUCCUGCCAAAGCGUUGGAGGGACUCGAGACAAUUGAGACAGACGUCUUUAUUCUUGGAGGAGGAAACGCUGCUGUCGCCCUUGCCGCACGCCUCAAGACAUUGGGCGUGGAGAGCGUCAUGGCGGAGCGAAAUCCCAAGGUCGGCGACAACUGGGCUCUCCGCUAUGACUGUAUGAGGUUUCACAUCCCCACGUCGUUCUGUGAGUUGCCUUAUAUGACUUACAACAAAGAGCUUCAAUCUCCACACCUCCUAUCCCGAGACGAACUGGCUGAGCAAGUACGGAAAUAUGUAUCGACGUUCAACCUCAACAUUAUCACCUCGGUGAAGAUCCAAUCGACGACGUAUGAUCAGUCAGCCAAGCAGUGGGUCGUGAAGUUCGAGACACCCGCUGGACAACGUAUGGCUGUUUCAAAGCACCUCGUCCAGGCAACUGGCAUUGGAUCGCAACAGGCUUACCUUCCCCCCAUGGAAGACACUGAACAAUACAAGGGGAUCAGUCUUCACUCUGUGCAAUAUACCAAUGCGAAGAAGUUGACAGAGCAGGGAGCCAAGUCCGUUCUCAUCAUCGGCUCGGCUAAUACAGCAUUUGAUGUUCUCGAGGACUGCCAUGCUGCCGGACUCCAGUCGACAAUGGUUGUUCGGUCACCGACAUAUAUUGUUCCGGUUGAAUAUGUUUGUGACAAGUUCAGCCUGGGGGCCUAUGACUUUGGUGUCGAGGCAGCUGAUAGACUCUUUCUGACCCUGCCGUCAUGUGUGGACAGUCAGUUGGGCCGGGGCCUGUUUGGACUAUUCGCAUCCAAGGAACCAGACCGCUACGCCGCUCUCGCCGCCAAGGGUUUCCCCGUAGUUGACAGCAGCCACCCUGACUCAGUCUUGAUGCACAACCUGCUCGAGCGGGCCGGAGGUCACUAUGUGGAUAUAGGUGGUACUAACCUGCUCACGGAAGGCAAGGCGGACUUCAAGGCUGGUGUUGAGCCCGUCGCGUACACGGCCAUGGGCCUUCGGUUCUCUGACGGUACCACCGCUGAUGCGGAUGCUAUAGUGUGGUGCACAGGAUUCGCCGACAAGGACGUCCGGGACUCAGUGGCCAGCAUGCUUGGGGAUGAGACUGAUACCGGAAAGAGCGUCUUCGGAGAGGCUGAGAAGAACUUGCUCGGCCCUCGCGAUAUCGCAGCCCGCAUCGAUGCUACCUGGGGUAUUGACGAGGAGGGUGAGAUUCGCGGUAUGUGGAAGCGCCAUUUGCGUCUCGACAACUACUGGGUUAUGGGCGGCUACACGCAACAGCACCGGUGGCAUUCUCGAACCUUGGCGCUACAAAUCAAGGCCGCGGUUGAGGGUAUUUUGCCUCCAGCCUACCGAGAUGUCCCGAGGAAGAAGUAAGGAUCUCGGAGCAGCAAGGGCUGCGUGAAAGCUGGUUACAAGAUGUAGUUUAGGGAUAGAUGAAACCAGAAAGACACCACUGUCAUUCUUAUGGCGGCUGCUACUCUUUUGAGUCCGUGGUAAAUGAAAAGUUGCUGUCCUAUG